Molecule: messenger RNA, 842 nt
Organism: Eruca vesicaria subsp. sativa (arugula)
Lineage: Eukaryota; Viridiplantae; Streptophyta; Magnoliopsida; Brassicales; Brassicaceae
Source: the annotation of a GenBank genome assembly
AAAACAUAAUCACAACAGAGAGAGAGAUAAAUAGAUAAAAUGUGUAGAGGCGUGAAUGAAGAAGAGAACAGAAGCAUCCACGGAGGUUGCCGUAGUCUCUGCACGAGACCAAGUGUUCCGGUUAGGUGUGAGCUUUGUGGUGGCGACGCCUCCGUGUUUUGUGAGGCGGACUCGGCUUUCCUCUGUAGGAAAUGCGACCGGUGGGUCCACGGAGCUAAUUUUCUAGCUUGGAGACAUGUGAGGCGUGUGCUAUGCACCGCAUGUCAGAAGCUCACACGCAAGUGCCUCGUCGGAGACAACUACCACGUUGUAUUACCGUCGGCGACGCUCGGAGAAGCCGCCGUGGAGGAUAUAACGAUACGGGGUGAGCAAGAUAGUAGCGAUCACGAGGUUCCGUUUGUGUUUCUCUGAUUUAGUUUUGUUUUUUUGGUGUAAGAUAUUACUUAAAUUCCUAGGGUUUUUAUGCAUUUUUCUAUUAAGAAAGAACCUGGGAAAUUUAAUAUAUGAAGCUCGUAAUUAGAAUAUUAUGAGAGGGUAUUGUCUAAAAAUAGCAAAAAGAAAAAUUCUGAAACUACAAGGAAAAGAUGAAGGGUUAUUCUUCGAAAAUCUGAAACUAUUCUACUCUUCAAUAUGUUUGGAACUGGAAAAAUAUUCUGAAAACAAAACUAAUAAAUCAAACAACUAAACAAACUGUGGAGCCUCCUGGUACAAGGGGAAUAAUAGAGCUUCUUUUGGCUUUUUGUUGAUUUAUUUGCUUCUUUUUUUUUGUCUUUCUUAAGUUGUAUACUUUUAUCAUUUUCCCUAAUGAUAUGUAAGAAAUACUAGUAAAGUACUUUUCACAG